AUUGAUGAACUUAUAUAGUCUUGAAUUGAUGUGCUUAGGAAUUGCUUAGGAAGAACUUGGGCUUAAAAUUAUUGAAGUUGUGUAUACCUUUCUGGCUCCUACAUGUUCACACUGGGCAUUUUGUAAUUGCUAAUAAUGUCUAUGUUCAAGUCAGCCUUAAAUUAUUUCAAUGAUUCAAGUACAGUGCAAAACAAUGAAUUUGUUGGGCAAGUCGUGGAACUUGGGAACGCCAAGAUGCGUGUUAAGAAGCAGAUUGGAGAAGGUGGAUUUGCUUUUGUUUAUGUCGCUCAAGAAGUAACCAGUGGGAAAUAUUUUGCCCUGAAGCGCCUGCUCAGCUCUGAUGCUGAUGUAGACAAGGUUAUAAGACAAGAGAUUGGGUUACUUAAAAAGCUGUCAGGCCAUCCCAACAUCAUCCGCUACCUAACUGCUGCUGCCAUCGACAAGUCUCAGUCUGGCCAUGGCCGGAAUGAGUAUCUGGUUGUCACAGAACUCUGCACAGGUGGCAACAUGGUGGACGUGCUGCGCCUGGCGGGCCGCGCUCUGCCCGCCGACCAGGUCUGCCAGAUCAUGUACCAGACGUGCAAGGCCGUCCAGCACCUGCACAGCCAGGAGCCGUGCGUGCUGCACCGCGACCUGAAGAUCGAGAACCUGCUGAUCGGCGACGACGGUCUGAUCAAGCUGUGCGACUUUGGCUCGGCCACCACUCAGAUGCACUACCCGGACCCGUCUUGGUCGGCCAUCCAGCGCUCUCUGCUGGAAGACGAGAUGGCCAAGCACACGACGCCGAUGUACCGGGCGCCCGAGAUGCUCGACACGUGGAACAACCACCGGAUCGACACGCAGGCCGACAUCUGGGCGCUGGGCUGCGUACUCUACCUGCUCUGCUACAACCGGCACCCCUUCGAGGACUCGGCCAAGCUGCGCAUCAUCAACGGCAACUACACCAUACCGGAGGGCGACACCAAGUACCAGCACUUCCACCAGCUGAUCCGCGGGAUGCUGAAGGUGGACCCGGGCGAGCGUAUGACGAUCUCGGACGUUCUGGAGCGACUGGUGGCCAUCGGAGAGUCGUUCGACCUGCCGCUCAAGGAGCCGCUUCACCUGAAAGGCGCCAAAAUCGACACCUCCGGCGGUCCCGGUGGAGCGGGCGCUGCGGGGGCCCCGGUCCAGGGCAGCCCCCAGCCGGCGCGGGCCGCGCCCGCUCCGCCGCGGCCUGCCCAGCAGAGCGCGCCGCAGGGCUCUCCGGCCCGGCCGCCGCCCCCGCAGCAGCAGCAGCAGGCGCCGCCGGCCGCCGCCGGGGCCUCUGCCGGGUCCUCCGGCCAGGCCGCCGGACUGUUCUCGUCGCUCCGCGGUGGCGCCGGCAACCUGUUCAAAAACAUCGUCGACACCUCCAAGAAUGUCAUGCAAACAGUGCAAUCGUCGAUGGGUAACCGUGACCUGGACAUCAGCUACGUCACGUCUCGGCUGAUCGUGAUGUCGUACCCCGCCGAGGGCAUCGAGUCCGCCUACCGGAAUCACCUGGAGGACGUGAGGGCGCUGCUCGACAGCCGACACCCGGGCCACUACUGUGUUUACAACAUAUCGGGACGCACCUACAACCCGGCCAAAUUCCCCACCAAGGUGGUGGACAAGACGUGCCACCCGGGCCGAGCACCCACCAUCUUCGCUCUGUACUGGCUUUGCCAGGACAUGUACGCCUACCUCAGCAAGGACACACACAACGUCUGCGCAGUGCACUGCAUCGACGGCAAGGCCACGUCGGCCACCCUGCUGUCCUCCCUGUUCAUGUUCUGCCAGUUCUUCACGUCGCCCGAGCAGGGUCUGAACCUGUUCGCCGUGAAGCGGUGUCCGCCCGGCCUGACGCCCUCCCAAAUCAGGUACCUGGGCUACAUGCGCCGUAUGGUGGUCGGGCCGGAGCCCAAGGUGCCGCACCUCCAGCCCGUGACGCUCACCUCCAUCACGCUGCAGCCGGUGCCGCUCUUCACCAAACUCAGCCGCGUCCUGGGCGCCUUCUGGUCCAGUGUCGAGGGCCACCCGUUCGAGUACAUGGGCCCGGCGCUGUACGAGGAGAUGACCUAUGCCGAGCAGAUGCAUUCGGACGGCUGCCGUCCGUACGUGGAGAUCUGGCAGGGAGGCGAGAUCAUCGUCAGCACGCUACAGGACUACGAGAACCUGCGCCACUUCAACCCGGCAGACAGGAAGGUGGUGCUGCCCGUCAACCUCAGCCUGUGCGGCGACGUGACGGUGGUGGUGUACCACGCGCGCCGCGUCAUGGGCCGCGUCACGGGCGUGCGCAUCGCCCAGCUGCAGUUCCACACCGGCUUCGUGGACGAGGAGGAGACCAGCAUCCGCUUCGCCAGGUGUGAGCUGGACGACGUGACCGAGCCGGACCGGUACCCGCCGCAGUUCGUCACCACCGUCAACGUGUUCGUCUCGGACACGGAGAAACAGGCGCGCUUCCCGCUACCCUGGAGCGGCGCCCGGCCGGCCGACAACACGCCCGACGUGCUGUUCGCCAACCGCACGGAGAUGGAGGAGACCCUGGACAGAUUCGCCGAUGUUCGUGAGAUGGCGCUGGGCCGGCCGGCGCGGCCGCCACCCCCGGCCCGUCCGCCGCCGCCGGGCACAGCCGCGGCGCCCUCUUCCAGUCCGGGCCCGCAGCGGAGGCCGCCAGCCGACAUCAUCUCCGGCCUCAAUUGGCAGAAACCGGAGCAGGUGGCAGCGCCGACAGAGCUAUCGGACGACGAGGAGCCUCCGGAGCUGCCGCCGCGGAGCCGGCCCCCCGAGCAGGCGCUGCUCGACCUGGGCACCUCCACCGACGGCGCCGCCCCCACCCAGACCGAGCAGGUCAGCCAGGGCAUCGACCUGCUGGGCCUGGGAGAGACGGCUGCAACAGCGGCCGGCGCCGCCGCCCAGCCGCCGCCGCCGUCCAAUGUGGACCUGCUGUUCGGCGGCGGCCCGCCCGCCGCCGACCCCGCCCCCGCUCCGGCUGCACCGACCACCUCUUCCAACAUGUUCGAUCCGUUCGGACUCAACACGCCGGCACCCAACCUGGCGCCGCCCGCGCAGGCGUCUCCGCUGCACCAGUCGUCGAGCACGGGCAACUUCCGUCAGCAGGCGGCCGCCGACGGUGACCUGAUGGGCGACUGGGGCAGCACGCUGACGGCGCCGGCCGCCAGCGCCAUGCACCGGAACGCGUCGCAGCCGAACCUGCGCACGGCCGCCGGCCAGCCGCCACUCCAGCAGCAGCAGUCGCCCGUCCGGGAUCCUUUCGCCGACCUCGGUAACCUGGGCGGAGCGCGCGGCCCGACGCCCACCUGGGGCCAGCCGUCGCCGGCGGGCUCGCCACACCACGCGGCCCGUCCGCCGCGGCCGGCCGGGACAGCCACCAACGGCCAGCCGGGCGGCUGGGCCGGGGCUCAGCCGCCGCAGCAGCCGGCCGCCGGGCCCGCCCGACCCAACUACUCGCGCAGCGCCUUCGACGCGGCGAACAAACCCGACGACGCGACCGGGACCGGCGGGCGGCAGAAGGUCUCGGCCGACACCUUCGGGGACCUGCUCGGCUCCCAGGGGUUCAACUUCACACCCAAACAGGACGCCGGCCCAAAGACCAUCAACGAAAUGAAGAAGGCCGACAUGGCCAAGGAGAUGGACCCCGACAAGCUGAAGAUUGUGAACUGGACCGAGGGCAAGCAGCGCAACAUCCGCGCGCUGCUGUGCAGCAUGCACAAGGUGAUCUGGGACGGCUGCCGGUGGCAGGAGUGCCAGAUGAACCAGCUCGUCACGCCCACGCACGUCAAAAAGAUGUACCGCAAGGCCUGUCUGGCGGUACAUCCAGACAAGCAAACUGGCUCGGAGAACGAAAAGAUGGCCAAGCUGAUAUUUAUGGAGCUGAACGACGCGUACUCCGAGUUUGAGAACGACGAGACGCAGCAGAAUCUGUUCGGCCACUAGUCGGCGCCGCCGCCGGCCGUCGCAGUGGUGCGUAGAGCCUAGUGCAGUGUAGCGGGCCGCCGAGUGGCCUUCGGGCCCCCGGCGCGCUCAUUUUGUGAUAUACGAGCGUCAUCUCUCAGUCAUUAUCGUUGUUUUAGAGAUUGUUUCUGACCAUUGCCGAGGUUGUUAUGUAUGGGUGUGCGCGGCGCGGCGGGGCGGGCCUGUACCAGCGGCAGUAUUCACUGUACUCCAGAGCAGUCGCCACCAUCAUUCCAGCCUGUGUUCGAGCCGUGACUGAGGGCAGGCCGGUCGGGUCCACUGGCUGCAGGGGAGAGACCUGCCCAUCUGAGGAGAGGACCCACCCCGUCUGCAGGGGGAGGGCCCACUCCGUCAGAGGAGAGGGCCCACCCCGUCAGAGAAGAGGGCCCAGCCCGUCAGCUGGGAGGCCGGUCGCGCUGCGGGCGGUUCCUCGCGUGGUCGGCUCUGUUAAUCGAUGGAUAGUUGAUGGCCGUGUUGUCGACUCGAGACGUGGUUAUUUGUUUUAUAUAGAUUAUUUACCGUGUGUAGCGUGGUGCCGUCGCGAGCUGUGUAGCGCCGCGGCCCGACAGAUGUACGGUGAUCCGUUGGCAAACUAUUCAGCAAUUCCAUUGUGUUGUAGCAAGUGCGGGGCGGGCGAGAAACACGGAGCUUGUGCGGGUUGUGUUACCUCGUUGGAGGUCACUGAAGUGAUCAGACCCCUGACCAUCGACGCCCAGAGAACCCCUUCGCGGGACCCGGGACGGAAUCGCGCCCCUCCUCUCCUCGGCAGCAGCUGUUAUGCACGACGCCAGUCGCCAGCAGUGAGCGCAGGCGCUGCAUAUCCGCGUAUACGGGGCACAGAGGGUGACCGUAGGACCAGUCACAAUAAUCGUCUGUCGCCACGGCGAUCGGAGUCGUGGCUAUGUAGGAGUGAAAGGCGGUGUGCGGACGGACGAAUGUUGUAUGUGACGAGCGGACGGCGUGCGGUGUGGAUGUGACGUGCGGCGCAGCUCCGCCAGCUAUCCUCUCGCUGAACGGCUUCAGUGCUGUCCCUCACCGUCUCUGUGAACUCGCCUGGCGCGGCGCAACUCCCAAUAACGGCACACGGCGUCGGUGACCUGUAUUUGGCGCAGCCGUCGCCGGUAGCUAGCGUCUCUAUCUCUGUGUGGUAUGUAGACAGUGGCCCAUCCUCGUGACACGUCCCUGAAAUAUACCGUAUGAGCAGC
Molecule: messenger RNA, 5177 nt
Organism: Amphibalanus amphitrite
Lineage: Eukaryota; Metazoa; Arthropoda; Thecostraca; Balanomorpha; Balanidae
Product: cyclin-G-associated kinase-like
Exons: 25
Coding region: 136-3954 (1272 amino acids)
Biological process (GO): positive regulation of Notch signaling pathway; protein phosphorylation; regulation of clathrin-dependent endocytosis
Cellular component (GO): cytoplasm
Molecular function (GO): AP-2 adaptor complex binding; ATP binding; protein serine/threonine kinase activity
Source: RefSeq, a predicted model, not a curated record